Molecule: messenger RNA, 1031 nt
Organism: Exaiptasia diaphana
Lineage: Eukaryota; Metazoa; Cnidaria; Anthozoa; Actiniaria; Aiptasiidae
Exons: 4
Coding region: 324-1028 (234 amino acids)
Source: RefSeq, a predicted model, not a curated record
AUCAUGUAGAACGAACGGAAAAUGUUAUAGGAGCCCCAUCUAUAGAACACCAUGAGGACAUCUUGGAUUUACACUGAAGAGUGGAGACUGGGCACUAAUCGAUUUUACUUCCGUUCCWGGGCCGCUCACUCGUUUCACCCAAGACAGCCAAUCAAGGCACAAUGAUGAAAAAGACUGUGUCUUCUAUGUACUGUGACGUCAUGAGCAAGAACAACAAURUCAUGCAAUAAUUAGGGGGGUGUGGUAGGGAGUUAGUUGUCAACAAGGAAUAUCUGUCGACUAGUUAGACUUGGUUUAUUUGACCAUAAUGAUAACCUAAGACGAUGAAUACAUGGAUGUGGUUUAUUUGUCUAUGGAUCCUAGUGAUAUGUGGUCAGUCAGGGAGAAGUUCACGUCCACCUGUUGCUAAGUUGCAGGUCAUCAUCAGUUCUAGUAGAGGCAGAAUCGCUCCUGAGGGUUGUAAAGUGAGGUUUCGCUGUGUUGCCAACUCGACAGACGGUAGAGUUAAUGCCUACAAUUGGUUGGUGAAUGGUUCUCGCAUAUCAGCUACAGACAAAUAUCAUAUCAACUACUACUACAAACACAAGAAGCUYAUUAGAUAUAGUACAUUGAUUGUUGUGAACGUAUCAAGACAUAUCGAUGAAGGUUUUUACAGCUGCAUUGCUAUCACCAGGCUCGGCUCAGCAAUCAGUAAUCAAGCUUUGCUACAAGUAGCGUAUUUUGAUGUUCUCGAAAAUUCUUCAUCUACAUUUUUUCUGAUCAAAUCACUUCAGUCAAUAACUUUACACCCGCCAUCCGCACGUAUUUUUCCUACACGAAGAGUGACUUGGUUUGACCAAAACAGAAAUAUUAUCAAAGACGGCUACUCGCAAUCAUAUAUCUCAUCAGAUGGCAGUCUUAACAUCAUUGGUGUGCGUAACGUCACAGAGGAAUAUAGAUGUAUUGUGGAGAAUGUUGUUACUGGUGAGAAUUAUGUCAUGUAUUACAAGAUCAGCGUACAAGGUGAGUAUAUUAACUAUAUAUACUAGCUA